Messenger RNA from Triplophysa dalaica, 1362 nucleotides. It is a transcript of the gene arxa, whose product is annotated as aristaless related homeobox a. Gene Ontology annotation, biological process: regulation of transcription by RNA polymerase II. The transcript has 5 exons. The coding region runs from base 1 to 1362 and encodes 453 amino acids. Gene Ontology annotation, molecular function: DNA-binding transcription factor activity, RNA polymerase II-specific; RNA polymerase II transcription regulatory region sequence-specific DNA binding. The record is from RefSeq and is a predicted model, not a curated record. Lineage: Eukaryota; Metazoa; Chordata; Actinopteri; Cypriniformes; Nemacheilidae.
AUGAGCAGUCAGUGCGACGACGAUUGCCGCGACCGAAGUGAAUGUAAAAGCAAGUCGCCCACCGUGCUUUCCUCGUACUGCAUAGACAGUAUACUGGGCAGAAGAAGCCCGUGCAAAGUCAGACAACUGGGAGCGCAAAGUUUGGCAGCACCCGUCAGAUCGGACCACGACCAGUCAACUGAAGUUACCUCUAAAGAGAACUCUUUCGAUUCGGACAUGCACCUGCCACCCAAGCUGCGCCGGCUCUACGGCCCUGGAGGGAAAUACCUAGACGCCGGGAGGGGGUUUCACGAGCACCUUGAGAAGGGUGAAAGGGAAAGAUUGCUGGACCAAGCCUGUGAAAGUCUCAAAAUCAGCCAGGCACCACAAGUCAGCAUCAGCCGCAGCAAGUCAUAUAGGGAAAAUGCGUCUUUCAGCCAGGCAGAUGAAGGCCAGAGCCCCGAGCACACAGCCCAGGAGCUGGUUGAACUCAGCACUCUGAAGUUUGAAGAGGAUGUUGUCAAAGAGGAGGCGUGCGGAGACGCCAGUCUGUCUCCUAAGGAUGAAGAGAGUAUGCACAACGAUGGGGAUGUAAAAGAUGGAGAGGACAGCGUGUGUCUGUCUGCCGGCAGCGACUCGGAAGAAGGCAUGCUUAAACGAAAGCAGAGAAGAUACAGGACUACCUUCACCAGCUAUCAGCUGGAGGAACUGGAGAGGGCCUUCCAGAAAACACACUACCCUGAUGUGUUCACCAGAGAGGAGCUGGCGAUGAGACUAGAUCUGACAGAAGCUCGCGUACAAGUUUGGUUUCAAAACCGAAGAGCAAAGUGGAGGAAGCGCGAAAAAGCGGGCGUCCAGGCUCACCCAACGGGCCUUCCUUUUCCCGGGUCACUGGGGGCCGCUCACCCCCUGAGUCACUACCUGGAAGGAGGGCCUUUCCCACAUCACCCUCACGCUGCUUUGGAAUCAGCAUGGACCGCCGCAGCUGCAGCCGCUGCUGCAUUCCCAGGUCUGGCCCCACCCCACAACAGCUCCGCCCUUCCACCUGCCACACCCCUCGGACUAGGAACCUUCCUAGGCACAGCAAUGUUCAGGCAUCCAGCCUUUAUCGGUCCCCAUUUUGGGAGACUCUUCUCAAGUAUGGGUCCUCUCACCAGUGCUUCCACAGCCGCAGCCCUUCUGCGCCAAACUGCACCGCCAGUGGAGAGUCCGGUGCAGCCACCGGCAACCCUCUCAGAACCUUCUUCCUCCUCAUCCUCCACGGCAGCCGACCGCAGGGCAUCUAGCAUCGCAGCUCUGCGUCUCAAAGCAAAGGAACAUUCGGCCCAGUUGACCCAGCUUAACAUUCUGCCAUCCAGCACUGCAGGGAAGGAAGUCUGCUGA